This is a messenger RNA of Mercurialis annua (annual mercury), 630 nucleotides long. RefSeq lists its product as uncharacterized. Lineage: Eukaryota; Viridiplantae; Streptophyta; Magnoliopsida; Malpighiales; Euphorbiaceae. Bases 1 to 630 code for a protein of 209 amino acids. The transcript has a single exon. The record is from RefSeq and is a predicted model, not a curated record.
AUGCCGUUUUUUGAGCCGUCGUACGGACAGACAGCAUAUACCACUUCUCUGGGCACACCACCGGCGUCUCAGUUCCAGCAGGCCACACCGACGGCGUCUCAGUUCCGGCAGGCCACACCACCGGCGUCUCCGUUUCAGCAGACCACACCACCGCCGUUUGCUGCAUCAGAUCAGUAUUACCGUCCAGCGCCAUAUACAGAUGCUCAGCCGUUCACGUCUUUCGAUCAGUGUUACCGUCCCACGAUGCCUUCGGAUGAUCAGCCGUCGACGUCACAUUCGCGGCCAUCUUCUUCUCACCAGGCCCAGGAUCCAUCACAGCUACAUUUUACACUAUCAGAGUCAUGGUUAUUCGGUCCGGAGAUCGGUUCAGAGGCGUACGAGGAGCUUUUAUCACGACCGGAUCUCACACCUCCAUCUUUUAGACUUCUACCGCCCACACAGGAGGAGACCGGUACUGCACCACCAGCAGCAGACGUUCAGCAUUCAGCUCAGGACGAGGACGCAUCCGACAGCGGCGAGAGCCCUCCGGUACCCAGACAGUUUCACUCGAUCACAGACAGCUCGCGGCACCGACGAGAGACUCACGGUUUGAGGGUACAGAGACCGAGGACUCGUAGAUAUGAGGAUUAG